This is a messenger RNA of Solanum lycopersicum (tomato), 1960 nucleotides long. The record is from RefSeq and is a predicted model, not a curated record. Lineage: Eukaryota; Viridiplantae; Streptophyta; Magnoliopsida; Solanales; Solanaceae.
AAAGAAAAAAAUAUAUCAUUAUUCAUUUUCUUUCUCGAAUCUCAUCCACCACCCCCUAACUUCGACUACAGGCUGUUCAUCAUUUCCGUCACACGGAUGAUGGCAGCAUCGUAGAAGAAACUAUGGACCAAACACCAACUCCUUCAUCAACCAUAACUGCAGAUUCUUCCCUCUCAUCUCAACCUCUUCAUUCUUCUUCCCCAAACAAUAACAACAACAAUCAUAUUCUCGAAAUCACCCUCAUUUCUGCUCAAGAUCUAUCUCCCGUCUGUAAAUCCCUUCGCACCUACGCGUUAACUUGGGUUAAUCCCAAUCGUAAACGCACAACUCGUAUUGAUAAUCAUGGUCACAAUAACCCCAAUUGGAAUGACAAGUUCUCUUUUCGCGUAGACGAUGAAUUCCUCAUCUCCGAUUCAUCAGCUAUCCAUGUUGAAAUUUAUACAGUUUCAUGGUUUCGUGAUAUUCUUGUAGGUACUGUUAAAGUCAUCCUCAACAAUCUCGUAAAUCCUUUCGAAAAUACCAGCAAUUCGAGUAAGAAAUUUGUAGCUCUUCAAAUACGUCGACCUUCUGGUAACCCACAAGGAAUACUCAAUAUGGGUGUUUCGCUAAUCGACAAAUCGAAACGGAGUAUGCCGUUGUUCAGUGAAAUUACGCCAUUGUCGAUGGAUCAUAGAGAUAUUUUAGACAGGAAAAUAAAUGAUAUCAAUGCUCAAGAUGAAAUGAUCAACAAUAACCACAACGAUACAGAUGAGAAACUGAAAAUUACCAACAAAGUUCAGAUCUGGCAAUCACAUAACCUAGCUUAUUCCGAGAUCAACAAUGGAGAAUUUCCAAAUCAAGCAGGGUCGAUAGUAAACGGGUCAGAACUAUGCUCUGACAUUGGUCCGUCUGCAUCCAUUGUGGCAGCGGAGACUGCAAAGAAAUUGCAGCCAAUGCUGCCACAACGGGUAGCAUCGAAUAGGGGAAAUGAAGACGGAGAGAGUUCGAUAUUGGGGGAGUUGACAGCAGAGGAAGCAUACGCGAAAGGAUUGGAAGAAACUAAACGAGGAAGAGGAGGACAUACACGAGACGGAGGAUUGUAUUCGUGUUUUGGAAAUGCAUAUUGUUUCGAGUUCACAAUUGUAUGUGGAGCGGGCAACAAUAACAAUAACAAUAACAAUAAUCAAGGGAAUCGUAGAGUUAAUAACAGUAAUAGUAGUACUGGCAAGAGCAGAAAGAAAACAUAUUCUGCUUAAAUAUUAAAUGAAUGAAGUGGAGGCUUGCCUUUGAAGUCUUGUGUGAUAAAAAAUUAGCGUCAAAAUUCAAAGGUAAGUUCUAUAAAGUGGUGGUUAAACCGGUAUUGUUGUAUGGGGAGAAGUUUUAGCUGGUCAGAGAUUCUCACGUACAAAAGAUGCAUGUUGCGAAGAUAAAGAUGUUGAGGUGGAUGUAUAUCAUACUAGAAGCAAUAAGAUUAGUAAUGAGAAUGAUAUCAAGGAUAAGAUGGGUGUGGGAUUUGUGGUAGACAAGAUGAAGGAAAUAAGACUAAGAUGGUUUGGACAUGUUGAGAGGAGAUGUGUAGAUGCAUCAGUGAAGAGGUGUGAUUGGUUGGUUAUAGAAGGUAAGAAAGGCACAGGUAGACCGAAGAAGUAUUGGGGAAAGGUGAUAAGACAAGAUAUGACAGUAUGUUGUUUAUUGUGUUUUGAUUAUCACAAUAUGUUAUUGUUUUUUGGCUCUUUUCGGAUAGACUUUGCACUGUUUCCUUUAUACUUUCUUCACCGUCUCCUUCUUUGUUGCACUAGAGUAGAGGGCCUUUAAAAAAUAUGUCUACCUUCACGAGUUAGUGAUCAAGUCUAUGAAUAUUUCAUCCUCCCCAAGCCUCACUUGUGGGAUUUCACGGAAAAUGUCAUUGUUGUGGUGGUUGUCAUCAUUAAAAUCAAUAAAAACCUGCAUCUAAUGGUAACUUUUCCCUUGGGUGGGAGUA